AUGCUACAAUCGCCACCGGCUGACGGUAUCUCGGUCGGUGGGGACGGCGAAAGGCGGCGGCUAUUGGAUUCGGACAGCUCAGACUCAAACUCGGGCGGCUCGAACACGGACAUCCCGGACUCGGACUCGGACUCGGACGGCUCGGACUCAGACUCGUACGGCUCGGACUCGGACCCGGACAGCUCGGACUCGGACGGCUCAGACUCGGACUCGGACUCGGACGGCUCGAACUCGGACGGCUCGGACUCGGACAGCUCAGACUCGGACAGCUCGGACUGGGACGGCUCGUACUCGGACAGCUCGGACUCGGGCGGCUCGGACUCGGACUCGGACGGCUCGGACUCGGGCGGCUCGAACUCGGACUCGGACGGCUCGGGCUCGGGCUCGGACGGGCACCGAACAUCCCAGAGCUGUCUAGCUCAUCACACUUAA
This is a messenger RNA of Pollicipes pollicipes, 432 nucleotides long. RefSeq names its product dentin sialophosphoprotein-like. The record is from RefSeq and is a predicted model, not a curated record. The coding region runs from base 1 to 432 and encodes 143 amino acids. NCBI's taxonomy places the organism in Eukaryota, Metazoa, Arthropoda, Thecostraca, Pollicipedomorpha, Pollicipedidae. The transcript is spliced from 2 exons.